This is a messenger RNA of Alosa sapidissima (American shad), 2391 nucleotides long. It is a transcript of the gene arf2b, whose product is annotated as ADP-ribosylation factor 2b. NCBI's taxonomy places the organism in Eukaryota, Metazoa, Chordata, Actinopteri, Clupeiformes, Clupeidae. Gene Ontology annotation, biological process: vesicle-mediated transport; intracellular protein transport. The record is from RefSeq and is a predicted model, not a curated record. Gene Ontology annotation, cellular component: cytoplasm; plasma membrane. The transcript is spliced from 5 exons. Gene Ontology annotation, molecular function: GTP binding; GTPase activity. The coding region runs from base 146 to 691 and encodes 181 amino acids.
UCAUCCUUGGAUUGGGUGAUUGGGUAUUAUGGGCGGAGUUUACAAGACCGGUUUCUUCUGAGUUGUGCGGUACGCCAUUUUGAAGUGACAGAGAAAUUAGCGGUGAAACAGAAGAGUCGAGAAGCCGCAAUUUAAAGUUGUCAAGAUGGGAAAUAUAUUCGCGAAUCUCUUCAAAGGCCUGUUUGGCAAGAAGGAAAUGAGAAUUUUGAUGGUCGGGUUGGACGCAGCAGGAAAGACUACCAUCCUUUACAAACUUAAACUGGGAGAGAUUGUCACCACCAUUCCAACAAUCGGUUUCAACGUAGAAACAGUAGAAUACAAGAACAUCAGUUUUACAGUGUGGGACGUCGGUGGGCAGGACAAAAUCCGGCCUCUUUGGCGCCACUACUUCCAGAAUACUCAAGGGCUUAUUUUCGUGGUUGACAGCAACGACAGAGAGCGAGUGAAUGAGGCACGGGAGGAGCUGACGAGAAUGUUGGCUGAGGACGAGUUGCGUGAUGCUGUGCUGCUUGUUUUCGCUAACAAACAGGACCUGCCGAACGCCAUGAACGCGGCGGAGAUUACAGACAAGCUGGGGCUGCACGCGCUCCGCCACCGCAACUGGUACAUCCAGGCCACCUGUGCUACCAGCGGAGAUGGCCUCUACGAAGGCCUGGACUGGCUCUCCAAUCAGCUCAAGAACCAGAAAUGAGCCAUUCCAUUAGUCUGUUUGUCUCUUUGUAUGUAUGUAUGUAUGUAUGUAUGAGUGUGUGUAUGCAUGAGUUUCUUUGUGUGCAUGUGUGUAAGUAUGCGUGUGUGCGUGUGUGUAUGCAGCACUUGCUCAAGCCCUGACUGGCCAUACCAUUUCCUUUGCUCUCAAACCCAUCAGCUCCCAUUGAUCUCCAGUGUACAGUCAGUCUGGCUGUGGUGCACAUAAUUGUGUGUGUGUGUGUGUGUGUGUGUUUCAGACCUGAGGAUGUAUGUUUAUUAUGACUGUGUGUGUGUUUGUGCGGGAAGGCUAUGCCUGUGUCUGUUAGCUGGGACUGGGAGUGGGAGUGGCCCUGGCGUGCCUUUGAAACACUUCCUCUCCUCGUGUGGAACACCUCCGUAACCCCCGACCCCCACCCCCCCACCUCCACCCCAAACUGGCCCGAUGCACGGUUGGCCCGACCCAAUCCCAGCUAUCCUCCUCCUCCCUCUAUCUCUGUAAGCAUGGUUUUCAUAAGGCAAAGAAAGACCCAGGAUGCAAAACUAAUGCUGGGCUUCUCUCCAGAUCCGUACAGUGCUUAACUUAUGUCAUUGGUGUGCAGGUUGCAUGGAUAGUGGUUUGCAUUUAUAAACGCAUUGGCUGUUGUUUAUGUUGUGUUCCUGUGGUGUUUAUUCGGAAAUAGGCCCCACUUAAUGUCAAGGUAGAAAGAUCUCCAUGGGUAACCUGUAUCAGGUUGGAAGCAAGAUGUGAAAGAAAGUUAUUUAUCAUCCUUGAUCAUUCUUUGCAUAGCCUGAAAAUCAUGCAAGCGGUGAGCUUUCUGUUUUUCCCCAUUUGCUUCCACUGAAGUUUUGUCACCGUAAUUCUAACAUGCAGGGCGGUAACUCUCACAUCUACACUACCUUUGUUUGUUUGUUUGCUUUGUUUUUGUUUUUGUUUUGUUUUGUUUCAUCUGAGAGAGACCAACCAGCACAGCACAGCAAUGGGGGCAUCUAUGUUACUACCUUGCCCCACACCAACCCCUAACCUCCCCCCCCCCCCCCCAUUUCCCUAUCUCGAUUUGGUUCCAAUUAAAAAUUCCAAAAAACAUCACGCAAAUGUCACUCCAUGGUCAUUUCCCAAAUUUUGAAAAACAAAGAGAUAUAGUAUGUGACUUGAAUCUGUAUAACAAAUUGGAACUGAGAACAUUUCAGUGUCAGCUGUUGUGUGUUAGUCUGAAAGCAAAGGACACUGAGCGGAGGCGGAUUUCAAAACGUUACGGUAUUAAGCAGGCCAGCUCGCCAUUCCAGCAGUUUUGGUUGUCUGUAAAAGAAUGUUAUUACAAGAAAACCAGCAACAUCCACAGGCUACAACCAUUGCUCUUUACGAAAAAGAAAUGUUACAUCCUCGUUUUUGUGUUUAAUAUUUACAUUUUUUCUCUUUCUUUCUUUUGUUUUAUUACAAAUGUUUGACCUAACAGACUAGGGAAGUGUGGGCAUGUCUUGUGUAUGGAUGACGCAUCAGGGCCUACAACGGCCAGUGAGACUUUCUGUAUACAAGAUGAUUCCAACGUCAACUCUUUACCCCCCUCAGUAAAGAGUAGACUGUCGCCCACUGAGUCUCCUGAUAUUCUUUUCAAUGAAGGCACCAAAAUUUCAGUCAUACAAUGAAGGAAUGUUCUAGAGAGAAGUGUGGUGUGGUGACGAUAAAGUAGACUGACAACGAAA